CUCAGGGUGCGCGCGCAUCCGGUUAUUGUCUUAAACCCAACAUGGAGGCGGACGACGACCUGGACGCGCUGCUGGACGAAGUGGAACGGAGGUUCUGCAGCGACGUUUCCGUCGCGUCGUCGACCGGAAGGAGCGCGAGACACACCGGGGGACACGUGACACGCAGCUCCACGAAGCCGCCGAUGAGCGUUGUCGGCGACCUUGACGACGACCUUGACGACGACCUUGACAACGACCUUGACAACGACCUCGACGCUCUCCUGGAAGAGUUCCUGGAGGACGAGUCCGGUUCCUCUCCACUGAAGACACUGGAGUUCCCUGAAGGGACGCGAGGAGAAAAGAAGCCGUCGUCUCAGUCGGGAGGCAGAAAGUGCUGUCCCGUGUUCGCCGGCGGCAGCUCGGUCCCGAGCGGCGUGGGAACGGCGUCCUCCAAGAGGUCAUGUGACCAGCUGAGGUGCACGUCAUGUGACUUCCGGGUGCUGACGUUUGACGACUGCGAGUGGGACGCGUCCUGUGAUUACCUGUUCCUCAGGAACAACGUGCCGGACCGCCAGAAGCUCGGAGCCCGGCUGAAGAAGAGGAGGGGCUCGCGGGCGUUCGCCUGCCAGUGCAGCUGGUUCACCGCCGCCGAGCCGACGGACCUCCGGGACCGAGCCGGGCUCCGGUGGGUCUGCGGGAAACACCGGGACUGAAGUCCAGAUGACUCUCGCCCGUCUUCCACAAAUCACUCCACAGAUGUUUUGAGAUGUUCAGUUUGCAAACAGCACAAGUCUCAUUUAUUCAGUCAGAGAACUCGUAAAUAACUUUCCUGUUUUCCAACAACAACAAAAAGAAGAAGUGACGGUUUGAGGUCGACCGCUGAUCCUGUGAGGGGAAGAGGUUAAAGGAGCCAACAGAGGGCUGCAGGAAAGAGCCCUAAAACCAGGAAAUGAGUUCUAAUAAAUAUAUAUAUAUAUAUAUAUGUGUGUGUAUACUUAUAUCAACGACAAAUUAAAGAGUCGAUUCUAUUGAUAGCUACGGUAUGUGGCCUUUGCCCUGAUAGGAAAUUAUAAAUAUGUAAUUUUUUUAAUGGAGUCUUGUGAUAAGAUAGAAAUAAUAAAGACUUGAAGAACAUUAUGGAUUUCUCUGUGCAAAAAUACAGAAAGUGUUCAACUUUAGUCAUCCGGAACAACAGGAGGAGGAGAACAACAACAACAACAACAACAGCCGAAGUGAUGGAGCUCAGCAGGGUGGAUGAAGUGUUGGCGGCUGUCACAUGAUGCAUGUUUCAUCCCUUUAACCACAAAUAUUGAUGAAGCUCACAUUAAAAAAAAACAUUUUAGAUUUAAUUCAAGAUAUCAAGUUCACUUCUUUUUAACUGCUACAUUUAUUAUUCUAAAAUAUAUAUUUUUGACAUUUAUUUGAGAGCUUUGAGUUACUUUUUAAUGGCUAGGAUUAAUACAAAAUACAUUAAACAAUUAUUAAAUAAUAAUGUGUAUUCAUGUGUCAAUAAUAUUGAUAUGUUAUUCUACAUAAUAAAUAACUUCGGUCUUGA
Messenger RNA from Cyclopterus lumpus (lumpfish), 1534 nucleotides. It is a transcript of the gene cfap418, whose product is annotated as chromosome 16 C8orf37 homolog. The transcript is spliced from 6 exons. Gene Ontology annotation, cellular component: cytosol. Lineage: Eukaryota; Metazoa; Chordata; Actinopteri; Perciformes; Cyclopteridae. The coding region runs from base 42 to 692 and encodes 216 amino acids. The record is from RefSeq and is a predicted model, not a curated record.